UCUACCGCUCCUCCUCCCAGCUCACCGGCGACUUCCCCUCCCCCUCUGACUUCCUCGCCUUCUACCAACGCACCGCGCGCUCCUCCACUCCUCCGUAUGGCGCUCCUACUACUCCGUCGCCUUCCUCACCCAGCCCACCACAGCGCGCUUCUACCGCCUGCCCGACCUCCAAGACUUGCCUGACUCCUCCUCCCCGCUGGCGCUGCCGCGCCAGCCACCCCCCGGCGGCGGCGACGCACACGCCACGAAACUCCCUCGCUGGGCCCACAGCGUCGCGCGCACGCGCCGCAGGCAGCCCUCCCUCCCGCUAGCGACUAUCACCCAAUUAGCCCUCAGCACGCUUGAAACGACCACCGCGCGCCUGCGCACGGUCCACCCCAGCGUGCCGCCCUACUCCGAGACGCAAGCGCGCUUUUGGCUCGAGCACAUGAAGCUCGGUUCUCCUGACCCAUCCGACUCAACCAUGGUAACUGCCCGUGAAGCGUGGAAGCCGAACGCCUUCGGCGUUCUGGUCGCGCAGGGAGCGCUUGAUGUAUACGCGUGGGAAGCGCAGGAUGGCGUGUGGGACAGUGGUGUGGAGUGGUGUGGGGAGCCGGAUGGCGGGGCGGGGGUUCAGGCUUGGUCGAGGGGGUGGGAGGGGGAGGUGGAAAGUCAGGAGGAGGUGGAGUUUUUGGCUGAUGUUGCUGUGGAGGAGACUGUGGGGGUGGAGGUGGGUGAGUUGGACUUUGUGAUGCGCUCGCAUGUGUUGUUAGGGGUGAUGCAUGCUGCGGUUAAGGAGGGACGGGAGAGGAAAGCUUUUCUAGAGGAGCUAGAGAAGGGGAUGGUAUGGAAGGGGCGGAUUGCCGAGGGGAGGGCAGGAAGGUGGCUGAGGGAGGCCUUGGAGGUUGUGGAGCCAUAUGUGAAUAUGUGGGAGGGUGCGUGGCCUGGUGCAGAGGAGGAGAGGGGGGAGGUGCUACGACGGAUUUUGGUGGAGAACGGGCAGCUCUUCGCAAGGUGGAAGGUUUUGCCGCUUUUGAAGGAGUUUAGCUUUGAGCUGGGUCCGAGGGAGGUUGAGUAGCAUGCAUGCGUCCAUUCGGAUAUUCAGGUUCAUGGCAAGGACAAUGGUAU
This is a messenger RNA of Aspergillus sclerotioniger CBS 115572, 1107 nucleotides long. RefSeq lists its product as uncharacterized. The transcript has a single exon. The coding region runs from base 428 to 1057 and encodes 209 amino acids. The record is from RefSeq and is a predicted model, not a curated record. Lineage: Eukaryota; Fungi; Ascomycota; Eurotiomycetes; Eurotiales; Aspergillaceae.